This is a messenger RNA of Malassezia restricta, 1986 nucleotides long. Its product is annotated as acetyl-CoA synthetase. Gene Ontology annotation, molecular function: AMP binding; acetyl-CoA synthetase activity. Lineage: Eukaryota; Fungi; Basidiomycota; Malasseziomycetes; Malasseziales; Malasseziaceae. The transcript is spliced from 2 exons. Gene Ontology annotation, cellular component: cytosol. The record is from RefSeq and is a predicted model, not a curated record. The coding region runs from base 1 to 1986 and encodes 661 amino acids.
AUGACGGGAAAUUAUUUAGUGGAUAUUCCACCCAGAGUCAACGGAAGCGACGAGACGCGUCCGAAAGCGCACAUUGAUGAAAGUACAUACCCUAUCUUGCAUCAGCGUUCAAUCCAUGACAACGAUGCAUUUUGGGCCGAUGAAGCGAACAGAAUGAUUUCAUGGUUCGUCCCAUUCAAGACCGUUCAGUAUGGGACCUUUGACCGCGGGAACAUUGCGUGGUUUGUCGAAGGCCAGUUGAAUGCCUCGUACAACCUCGUAGACCGCUGGGCAUUUGAACGUCCCAACGACACUGCUAUUAUUUGGGAGUCUGAUGAGCCUGGCAACGAUGUCAAAAUUAGCUUCAGUGAGCUUCUUGAACGCGUUUGCCAAGUGGCAGGCGUUCUUCAGUCUAUGGGCGUAAAAAAGGGUGAUAUUGUCAUUAUAUAUAUGCCCAUGAUUCCUGAUGCGGUGGUCAGUAUGUUGGCUUGCAGUCGCAUCGGUGCUGUCCACUCUGUUGUGUUUGCUGGUUUCAGCUCUGAAUCGCUCCGUGACCGUAUUCAGGACUGCCGCGCGCGCAUUGUCAUGACAUCAGACGAGGGUCGUCGUGGUGGCCGCACUAUCGCGACCAAGUCGAUUGUGGAUGCGGCUUUGAAAGAAUGCGACAGCGUAGAACAUGUGCUGGUUUCGAAGCGCACGGGGGCAGUUGAUGUGCCUUGGGUCGAUGGACGUGACCAAUGGCUGAAUGAACUUGCUGUGCGACAGCGAACGUACCUGCCACCUGUAAUGGUGAACAGCGAAGACCCGCUCUUCGUGCUGUAUACGUCGGGCUCUACAGGAAAACCAAAGGGCGUUGUGCACACAACAGCUGGCUAUUUGCUCGGAGCAGGCCUGUCUGUGAAGCAUGUGUUCGAUGUUCACCCCGGCGAUCGGUUUGGAUGCAUGGCGGAUAUUGGUUGGAUCACCGGUCACACGUACAUUGUUUACGGACCACUGAUGAAUGGCACGACCACUCUCCUUUUUGAGUCGACUCCUAUGUACCCCACGCCAUCGCGUUACUGGGAGGUGGUCGACCGACACGAGCUCACGCAAUUCUAUACGGCCCCCACAUCGAUUCGCAUGCUGCGUCGCAUGGGUGCGGAGCACGUCGAAAAGUAUGAUCUAAGCUCUUUACGUGUCUUAGGUACAGUGGGUGAGCCCAUCAACCCUGAAGCUUGGCACUGGUACAAUGACGUAGUCGGUCGCAAGCACUGUGCUAUCGUCGACACGUACUGGAUGACUGAAGGUGGCUCGCACAUGAUCACGACUCUGCCUGGUGCUAUUAAGAGUAAGCCAGGUGCAGCAAGUAAGCCGUUUUGGGGACUGGAGCCCGUCCUACUUGACUCACAGACAGGCGCUGUGCUUGAAGGUUUCGACGUCGAGGGCGUUUUGGCCAUGAGCAAGCCUUGGCCAUCGCUCGCACGCACCAUCUUGAAUGACCAUGGGCGUUUCCUAGACACGUAUAUGCGUCCAUACCCGGGCUACUUCUUCACAGGCGACAGUGCAUACCGCGAUCAUGAUGGCUAUAUCUGGAUCCGCGGUCGUGUGGACGACGUUAUCAACGUCUCAGGCCACCGCAUGUCGACAUCGGAAAUUGAGUCGGCACUUAUACUGCACCCAGGUGUAGCAGAAGCGGCAGCGGUCGGAGCACCGGACGAAGUGACCGGCCAGUCGAUCACAGCCUUUGUGGCUCUCAAGCCUGACUAUUUGGGCAAUACUGCUGAGGAUCUGACCAAGGAGCUUGUCAUGCAGGUUCGCCGAGCCAUCGGUCCCUUUGCCACACCAAAGCGGAUCAUGUGCGUCAGAGACCUGCCCAAGACACGCAGCGGAAAAAUUGUGCGCCGUGUCUUGCGCAAAAUCGUGUGCAACGAGGCCGACCAGCUUGGCGAUCUGUCCACGUUACAGGACCCUUCCAUCUUGGAUCAUCUGCUGAGCGUGUUUAAUGAGGACACAGCCAAUGCAAAGUAG